GUUCUACUCCAUCGUCUUUGGCGGCACCUUGCUCGCCAUCAAUGCCGGCUUCAUCAACGUCGUCACCCUGGCUGGUGUCUACUCCGUCACGGUUUCGCACUUGACCGGCAACGUCUCGAGAAUCGCCAUCUCGCUCUAUCAGUGGGACAUCACCACCCUGUCCCUCGUCAGCUCCAUCAUCAUGUCGUUCAUGUUUGGCUCGUUCCUUAGCGGGUUUCUCGUCGGCGACAACAAGUUCCAGCUCGGCAAGGGCUAUGGGGUGGUGCUGCUCAUCGAGUCAGCCGCCAUCUUUGGCAGCUUCAUGUUCCUCAAGCGGGAGCUCGUCAUUGGCGAGUGGUGCGCCGCCUUUGCCUGUGGUCUCCAGAACGCCUUGGCGACCAGCUACUCGGGGGCCGCCGUCAGAACGACCCACAUGACCGGCAUCAUCACCGAUAUCGGCAACAUCAUCGGCCAGGCCUGCCGCCGAGACAGCCACGCUGAAAUCUGGCGGCUCAAGGUGCAUGUCCCGCUGCUCUUUGGCUUCCUCGUUGGCGGCGUUUUGGGCCAGAUGGCCUACAUCCACUUCAAGGAGAACUCGCUCUUGGUGCCCUGCUUCUUCAUCGGCGGCAUGGGCGCCCUCUACCUGAGUCUGCCCUUUAUCCGCCAGGCCAAGGUGGCUCUUGAGGAGGCCGCCCAUCUGGUUGCCGGCGACGGCCGGCCCGUUGUCGAGAUUCGCUAUAUCGGCGAUCCCUCCAAAGCUGAUAUGUACGCCAAGACCGUCAACCACGACGUCGAGCGCGAGAUUGGCGACUUUAUCCGAACACUGGGUGACGUCGAGGGCCAGGGCGGCAGCGGCGGCAAUGGCCCAAGAAGCACCAAGAGCGCACACCCAAAGACCCCCACCGGCAAAAAGUAUGAGCCCCUCGCCGAUGUCCGCGAAGACGAGCACGAGGUCCUCUACUCAAGCUCCCCAAAGGACUCGCCGCCCGGCUACGAGGCUGAUCCUGUCAAGCACUGAUGAGGCUGCGACAUGACAGGUUUCUGAAUGGCUUGGCCACGUUGUCGCCUUGUUGGGCCAGGAGCACCCCGCAUGUCGCACAUUUGCGUCUGCUUAAUUGCUCGCACUCACCAGCCCAGCAGAU
Polychytrium aggregatum is the source of this 1121-nucleotide messenger RNA. RefSeq lists its product as uncharacterized. The transcript has a single exon. Lineage: Eukaryota; Fungi; Chytridiomycota; Chytridiomycetes; Polychytriales. The record is from RefSeq and is a predicted model, not a curated record. The coding region runs from base 182 to 997 and encodes 271 amino acids.